CCAUUCUUCUUUAUUUGCCCUAUCAACCAUUUCCUCCUUUUUUUGAUUAAAGAGUUUUUUUCUUUCUCUCUUCAAUGGCUAAAAUUCAUGAAGAAGGUAUAAAGCUCUUUGGAACAAAAAUUACUUUGCAACAACUUAACAAAGAAGAUCAAAAUAAAGAAAAUUCAACCCUAGAUAAAAGGCCAGACAAGAUUGUCCCAUGCCCUAGAUGCAAGAGUAUGGACACUAAAUUUUGUUACUUCAACAACUAUAAUGUCAAUCAACCUAGACACUUUUGCAAGGGCUGCCAGAGAUACUGGACGGCCGGUGGCGCUCUCCGUAAUGUUCCGGUUGGUGCUGGUCGCCGGAAAGCCAAGCCGCCCGGUAGUGAUGAGAUUGGAGGGUUUCCUGAUGGGUGCUUGUAUGAUGGGUCCGGCGGUGGACUACAACAAUUUGAAAUUGAAGGUGGGGUGGUGGUUGAGGAGUGGCAUGCUGCCACCCAUGGAGGUUCCCGGCAUGUUUUUCCGGUGAAGAGGAGGAGAAUCAAUACAGGUUAUAUAUAUUGAUUUGGCAAUGUCAAAUAGUAGAUUUGAAAACUUCAACAAUUGAACAUGAAGCUCAAUGAUUUAUUACUUGUAUUCGGGUCAUGAUUCGGAUCAUCAUCAGGCGGCUAUGAUCCAUUUUAAUCAAAUUUGAUGAUUUAAUUUGGAGAGUCAACUCAUGCAUUAACUGAACCAGUUGAUCUUGAUCAAAUUUAAUUAAUUUGAUCCGACGAUCAAGAAGCAGCGAAAGAAAUUAAAGAUAAUUCAUAAUUCAGAAGCUAUUUGGUAUUUUGUAUAUAUCAAAAGAAAAAUUGACGAUCAUGAUCAUAUGUAAUUAAGUAUAAACAUGUAAUCAAAGAGCUCAAAAUUCAUGUCA
Messenger RNA from Mercurialis annua (annual mercury), 897 nucleotides. RefSeq names its product dof zinc finger protein DOF1.5. The record is from RefSeq and is a predicted model, not a curated record. Gene Ontology annotation, molecular function: DNA binding; DNA-binding transcription factor activity. The transcript has 3 exons. Lineage: Eukaryota; Viridiplantae; Streptophyta; Magnoliopsida; Malpighiales; Euphorbiaceae. Gene Ontology annotation, biological process: regulation of DNA-templated transcription. The coding region runs from base 75 to 545 and encodes 156 amino acids.